Messenger RNA from Rotaria sp. Silwood2, 636 nucleotides. NCBI's taxonomy places the organism in Eukaryota, Metazoa, Rotifera, Eurotatoria, Philodinida, Philodinidae. The record is from the annotation of a GenBank genome assembly.
AUGAUUAUUUACGCGUCGAACGAUUGCUUAUCAUUAGCUCAAUUGAUCGUAUUCAUCUAUGAACCAAAUCUUUCAAGUGCCAGACAUUAUUUUCAAUAUUCACCAGGCUCAGGCGAGUAUCUUUUUUAUAAAGAACAAAAUAUUUCUGAAUUUUCUUUUACAAAUUCUUCACGAGAGAUUUUAGCAUUUACUGAUGAACAAACGAAUCAUUCGAUGACUGUUCAUGAAAAAAAUGAACGUCAUUCUAUGGAAAUUUCAAAUGCCGUACCUCAUCCUCAACAAACUCAAGAUGAUCAAAUACAAUCAAUUAAUCAUUACUCAAAGUUGUUACAUGAUACAUCUGUUACAAAAUCAAAAAUUAGUCACUGCCGAUCUUUAAAAGCACGAAAAAGAAGAAAUCAAAAAACAAGUAUACGACAUCGAAAGAAUCGAUACAAUUACGGAAUUAGUCGGCCAGUCAACACCAAUAUUAAAAUAGUAAAACAAAUCUUAAAAAGUUAUAUUAUUAAAUACACUAAUAUCAACAUCGUACGUUCAACUUUAUAUAUCGGAUUAAAAUCGUUACAACAUCAAGAUGAAUAUAAACAAGUAUUACCAUCAGAUAUUUUCUUUAAUUCUAUUUUUUUUCCUUUUUAA